AUGGCCUCUUAUGGCGUGAAAAGCUUCUCACUCAACAAGCCCACCAAUACCCACAACAAUAACAACAAAGAAGGAACAUCUUCAAGGCUAUCCAAAUCACAGAUCGUCUACAGGAGCAAGCAAAGGAGGUGUAAUGUAGCAUAUGUGGCGAAGCGACUGUUGAAGAGCACCGGCAAGGCCACGUGGAUCGCCGGAACCACUUUCCUCAUCCUUGCCCUUCCCCUCAUCAUCGAGACGGGUCGCGACGAGCAGCUUAUUGAGCUCGAAUUGCAACAGGCCAGACUUCUUGGUACUCCACCGCACUGGGUUUUAGAUUGGUUGGAGAAUAUUAGGGUUUUGAGGAUUGGGGUUUUAGAAAUGGGAAUUUGGUGGGUUUUGCUGGACCCUGAUUAUCGUCCUGUACUUAUGUGUUGGGGACAGUCACAGUCACAGCUUUUAACUGGAUUUCUAGUUGCUAUUUUAGAGUAUGUGUUAGGUGAUAAUUUGCGGCAGCAGUCUAAUUGUUGUUCCAAUAAGUUGAAGAUUUAUAUGGAUAUCAACAAGCUUGAUCUAAGUGUGCCAUCCCUUAACUGA
Molecule: messenger RNA, 573 nt
Organism: Ilex paraguariensis (yerba mate)
Lineage: Eukaryota; Viridiplantae; Streptophyta; Magnoliopsida; Aquifoliales; Aquifoliaceae
Source: the annotation of a GenBank genome assembly